This is a messenger RNA of Fulmarus glacialis (Northern fulmar), 1401 nucleotides long. RefSeq names its product 24-hydroxycholesterol 7-alpha-hydroxylase. The record is from RefSeq and is a predicted model, not a curated record. Bases 1 to 1401 code for a protein of 466 amino acids. Gene Ontology annotation, biological process: cholesterol homeostasis; bile acid biosynthetic process. Gene Ontology annotation, molecular function: iron ion binding; heme binding; oxidoreductase activity, acting on paired donors, with incorporation or reduction of molecular oxygen. Lineage: Eukaryota; Metazoa; Chordata; Aves; Procellariiformes; Procellariidae. The transcript is spliced from 12 exons.
AUGGCUCUUGCUCUCCUCUUGGCAGCAAUCCUGGGACUUCUUAUUGUCAAGGCUGUUUUGUUUCAGCUGAGAAACCCGAGCUCCCCUCCUUGCAUCAGGAGCUGGAUCCCUUGGUUUGGAGCUGCGUUUCAAUUCGGGAAAGCUCCUCUGGAGUUUAUAGAGCAAGCUAGAAGCAAGCAUGGGCCUGUAUUCACAAUAUUCGCUCUGGGAAAACGGUUUACUUUUGUGACUGAGGACGAAGGCACUGAAGCAUUUUUUAAAUCUAAAGACUUAAAUUUUGAACAGGCAGUACAACAAGCUGUCGAGAAUGCAGUUUCUGUCCCUGCAGAAGCAUUUUAUCAGAACCAUGGUAACCUCUACAGCAUGUUGAAGGGAAAAAUGGGUCCUUCUAAUCUGCACAUGUUCACGGGCACUUUGUGUAAGGAACUACAUGAGCACAUGGCACACCUGGGCACAGAGGGCACAGGCGACCUCAACAAGCUGGUAAGGCAUGUCAUGUAUCCAGCAGUGGUGAACACUUUGUUUGGGAAAGGCAUCUGCCCGACAAGUCAGAGUGAAAUCAAGGAGUUUGAAGAACAUUUUCAGAAGUACGAUGAGGACUUCGAAUACGCUUCUCAGAUGCCGGAGUGCUUCCUGAGGAACUGGUCUAAAUCAAAAAAAUGGCUUCUAAAAUUAUUUGAGAAAGUAGUGUCAGAUGCUGAAAGGACCAACCCUUCAGAGACCACAUCCAAGACACUACUGCAACAUCUCCUGGAUAACUUGCAAGGAAAACAUCUAGCUCCCAAUUAUGGUCUCCUAAUGCUCUGGGCUUCCCAAGCAAACGCUGUCCCUAUUGCAUUCUGGACUCUUGUUUUCAUACUUUCUUAUCCUUCCAUUUACAAGAAAAUCAUGGAAGACCUGGCUUCUGUUUUUGGCAAAGCAGGUAAAGAUAAAAUAGAAGUCGCUGAAGAGGACCUUAAGAAGCUCCCUUUUAUUAAAUGGUGCACUUUGGAAGCCAUACGGCUGAGGUCUCCAGGUGCAAUCACCAAGAAAGUAGUAAACCCAAUAAGAAUUCAGAAUUUCACCAUUCCUGCAGGUGACAUGCUGAUGUUGUCGCCGUAUUGGUUGCACAGGAAUCCAAAAUAUUUUCCUGACCCAGAAACGUUCAAACCUGAUCGUUGGAAAGAGGCAAAUUUAGAGAAGAAUGCUUUCUUGGACAGCUUUGUGGCAUUCGGAGGAGGGAAGCAUCAGUGUCCAGGAAGGUGGUUCGCUAUCAUGGAAAUCCAGUUGUUCGUCGUGCUAUUCCUAUACAAAUACGAAUUUGUGCUUUUGGAUGCAGUACCAAAGGAGAGCCCUUUACAUUUGGUGGGGACACAGCAACCCAUGGCACCAUUCCGGGUCCAGUAUAAAUGCCGAGAAUGA